Messenger RNA from Saccharomyces eubayanus, 1746 nucleotides. It is a transcript of the gene DCR2, whose product is annotated as phosphoprotein phosphatase. The transcript has a single exon. Gene Ontology annotation, molecular function: phosphoprotein phosphatase activity. Gene Ontology annotation, cellular component: cytoplasm. The record is from RefSeq and is a predicted model, not a curated record. Bases 1 to 1746 code for a protein of 581 amino acids. Lineage: Eukaryota; Fungi; Ascomycota; Saccharomycetes; Saccharomycetales; Saccharomycetaceae.
AUGAUUCGUUUACCGAAAUUAUAUCAAAGAUUCCUGGUAUACUUAUCAAUUUUUGGCUUAAUCGUAUUCCUGUAUUAUGAUCAUAACCAAACAUCAAGAGUACAAGAUUAUAGGAUUUCUGAAGGUCUUAAAAAAGAGUUUGACGCAGAUGCCGAAGAGUGGCUCCAGGAUAACGGUUUAGAACAUCUUUCUCCUAGUGACAAUUUGCUUAUAAAUAUUGGCAAUGAGCAAUGUUUCCAUAUAGGUCGUUUUUAUGAAAGAUGCUUCAGUUUUUAUGAACUAAGACCACAACCAAAGAGCGUACAUUUAUUGGUUGCAAGAAGAAAAAUACAUAAAGAUUUAAAAGGUUCAUUUGGGCGGAAGUGGUUGGGGAGAUCAGAGUACCUUUAUUACGAUAUCUUACGCCUUAGCUCCUUACAUUCUCUCGGAUCUGAUUUUGGAGAGCUGAAUGUAGAUGCUAUCACUGGAAUAUCUAGUGGUAGUAAGGAUAAUUCUGUGUCAUUUAAGGAUUUUUCUGUUACGUUUGAACCCAUCAGCAUAGAACUACUACAAAAGCGUGGUAUAAUAAGUGAAAUCAAUAUUCUCUUUGGCACUGAUUGUGUGGAUCCGCGAGAAACUUGGAGUUUACAAAAGGAUGUUUCUUUCACACACUAUGCAGGUAGUGAACCUGCUUACUUGACUUACAGAUUUGUGGGUUUUUACCCUGCGAAUUCAAAAGCCCAACGUCUACAGGAAACAGACGAAGGCAGAUUCAAGAUCGUUCAAUUAGCAGACCUUCACUUGGGUGUAGGAGAGUCUGAAUGUGUCGACGAAUUCCCAAAACAUGAGACUUGCAAAGCUGAUCCAAAGACAGAGGCCUUCGUCCAACAAGUUCUAGACAUCGAAGCACCUCAGUUGGUUGUUUUCACUGGUGAUCAAAUCAUGGGCGACAGAUCUAUCCAAGACUCUGAAACGGCAUUACUAAAAGCAGUCGCGCCUGUCAUUUCGCGAGGGAUUCCAUGGGCAAUGGUAUGGGGCAACCAUGAUGACGAAGGAAGCUUGACGCGUUGGCAGUUGUCCGAAUUAGCUUCAACCCUGCCAUAUUCGCUUUUUCAAUUUAGUACUUACGAUACAAAAGAUAACACAUUUGGUGUCGGUAAUUACGUUCAUCAGGUUUUUUCAUAUAAUAAUACAGAAGUACCGGUGAGUACGCUUUAUUUUUUGGAUUCUCAUAAAUAUUCUACUGUUGGUAAGAUUUAUCCUGGUUAURACUGGAUCAAAGAAUCUCAAUGGGAAUAUAUGAACAAAUACUAUGAUGAAACUUUGGAAAUGAAAACUGAGCUUUCAAUGGCGUUUUUCCACAUUCCAUUACCAGAAUAUUUGAAUAUUCAAUCGAGUACACACCCCGGGGAGGAAAACGCCCUCGUGGGUACUUAUAAAGAAGGCGUCACUGCACCUAAAUAUAACUCUGAAGGGAUGGCUACUUUGCACAAGUUGGGUGUGGAUGUCGUCAGUUGUGGGCAUGAUCACUGUAAUGAUUAUUGCCUACAAGACGAUUCCACACCAAGUCAAAUUUGGCUAUGUUAUGGUGGUGGAGGUGGGGAAGGCGGUUAUGCUGGUUAUGGAGGUACAGAGAGACGUAUCCGUAUUUAUGAGAUUAAUAUAAGUGAGAACAAUAUUUAUACAUGGAAAAGACUAAAUGGUAGCCCCAAAGAAAUUUUCGAUUACCAGUCUAUGUUGAACAAUAAUUCUCCAAAAACUGUUUAA